GCCACCGUAUGUUACCUCCUUCCUCCCUCUCUUGUCUAUAACCAUGCCAGACGACGUUGUGCUUCCCAUCCCCAACCUCGGGCUUCCGCAGAAUCUAUUCGUCCUCUCUCAGCCAAAGCUCCCGCACCUGCACGAGAAUGCGCGCAAGGAGCUCCUUGCAGGCAUUCAGGCCGAUCAAAUGGCACCAUACUAUCGUUUAGUAACAGCUGCGGGCGCGUUACCGCUAAACCAGUCGCUGCUUGACACGAUGGAGCAGGCGAACAAGGAGGAGCUCGAGAGGCUCGACAAACGCCUUGAAGAAGCAAAGGAGACUGAAGGAGAGUCGGACAUCGCAGAUGCUUUACAAGCCCGCGCGAAUCAUCUCACGCGAAUUGGUGACAAGGAGAGAGCAGCAGAAGCACAAAAGCUGGCAUUCGAAAAGACUGCGGGAAUGGGCUCGCGAAUAGACAUCGUCCUGACGCUCGCUCGCAUUGGCUUCUUCUUCGGGGACUUCGACGUGAUCAAGGACAACCUUGCACAGGCGGAAGAGUUGAUUGAGAAAGGUGGAGACUGGGAUAGGCGGAACCGCUUCAAGGUAUAUCGCGGGCUACACCUGCUGUCGAUCCGGCAGUUCAAGCGCGGCGGAGAACUGUUGCUGGACGCGCUUUCGACGUUCACCGCAACUGAGGUCGUAUCCUACAACGACUUUGUAGCAUAUACGAUCAUCGCGGGUGUGUUGACACUCAAGCGGGUUGACUUGAAGAAGAAGUUGAUCGAGGCACCGGAAGUUAUCCAAGUCCUGCCAGAGCUACCGACGCUGUCAGACCUCAUGAAGAAUCUGUACGGUUCGCAUUACGACAAGUUCUUCGUUGCAUUAGCGACGUUGGAACAAUCACACCUCAUUCCUUCUCGCUUGCUCUCACCUCACGCACGUUUCUACGUUCGCGAAAUGCGAAUACUCGCGUACAGCCAGCUUCUCGAGUCGUACCGCAGCUUGACAUUGGACAGCUUGGCGCGUUCGUUCGGCGUGAGCGUGGACUUUGUUGACAGCGAACUGUCGCGAUUUAUUGCUUCGGGGCGCCUUCAUUGCACGAUCGACAAGGUGAACGGCGUUGUCGUAACCAAUCGGCCGCCGCUGAAGAAUGCGCAAUAUGAGACUGUUAUUCGACAAGGCGAUAUCCUGCUCAAUGCUGUGCAAAGAUUGAGUAAGGUGCUCUAUUGAGUAGAGGUAUUAUGAUAGUGUAUCGUGGUUGUAUUUGAUCGUUUGAACGAUGCGUCUUCAUUUGUUAUUUGUGAUCCGUUGGACAAUGAGCUUGGCCCUAUUGAAC
Messenger RNA from Laetiporus sulphureus 93-53, 1307 nucleotides. Its product is annotated as PCI-domain-containing protein. Gene Ontology annotation, biological process: proteasome-mediated ubiquitin-dependent protein catabolic process. The record is from RefSeq and is a predicted model, not a curated record. Lineage: Eukaryota; Fungi; Basidiomycota; Agaricomycetes; Polyporales; Laetiporaceae. Gene Ontology annotation, cellular component: proteasome regulatory particle. Gene Ontology annotation, molecular function: protein binding. The transcript has 7 exons. Bases 44 to 1201 code for a protein of 385 amino acids.